This is a messenger RNA of Gasterosteus aculeatus aculeatus (three-spined stickleback), 2284 nucleotides long. RefSeq names its product OTU deubiquitinase 1 (gene otud1). Gene Ontology annotation, molecular function: cysteine-type deubiquitinase activity. Gene Ontology annotation, biological process: protein K63-linked deubiquitination. NCBI's taxonomy places the organism in Eukaryota, Metazoa, Chordata, Actinopteri, Perciformes, Gasterosteidae. The record is from RefSeq and is a predicted model, not a curated record.
GUGUCGAAUCAUUUAAAAAAGUCCGAGUGGAAAUAAGUGCAGACUGGUGCCGUUUGCACGUGCGGCCCAGACUCCAUUGAGGCUCCAUUGAGAAAGAACGAGUCGGAGGGCUCUUAAUCCAGCGGCCCGAGAGCGGUCUGCUGGGAGGCGAAGCGGUGCGAAAAGGCAGCAAGAAAGUUCCCGAGCGGCGCACAGGAUGAGUCUAAAAUUAGGGAGGCAUCCCGACAGCGAGUGACGCAGGCCUUCUAAAGCGGACCGUCGACUCGUCUCCGUGUGUCGAUGGCAUCCGGAAUCAGGACCAUGGAAACGAUCCCUACAACUUGCCUGUUUGUUGACGACAUGCGUGUAUUUUUAGACCUUGUUGUCACCUCUCCGUGACAGCCCGGCUGCGACGUUCAGUAUAAAGGGGCUCCUUCGAAAAUGCAGCUGUACAACAGUGCGCUGACACACUACCCGAGGUCGUCUCGCAAAGUUACGAUAACUUUAUUGACCGGAUCGGCGCCGACCUCCUCCGACGCUCGCGAUCCGACCCUUGCGCCACCGCGCGCAGCCUCCGACGGGAAUCCGGUGCGGGAGACUUCUUCCUCUUCCUCUUCUUCUUCUUCUUCUUCUGCAAACAUGCCUGCCUUUUCGUGUUAUAAAGCUUCGAGGCCGGUUUACUUCACGUCGACUGCGGAGAUAUUAAUCCGCCGAGCUGAUGGAGUGGAGAGCACUGUGCCCGUCCAUAUCGUGAGGGAGUCCAACGCCAAACCCCUCUCUCCUGAUGUGGUGGUGGGCCUGAUAGAUCAUCUCAGAAAUGGCACAGAUGAUCUUUUUCCUGACUGUCCUCAGCUGGGCGGCCAUCCCGGGUUCAACCGAAGCAGAGGCGAAGUGAGCAUGAGGGUGGUUGGAAAGUCAAGUGAGGAUUGCGGAGUCCCAGUGGCUGAUGCCCCCUUGGGAAGCAAUGGAUGCGACUUAUUGCACAAAGGGGAGACGGCUCCCUCCAGAGCGGAUGCCCCACAACACCUAAUAAAGGAAGUUCUUAGGGAUCCCAACAGCGGCAAAGCUGCUUCAGCGUCGGCUGAGAGACGGGCCUUUGAGCUCAGCGUUCUGCAGGAAUCUCCCCCGCAGAGAUGCAAAGAGCGAGAGGACGUCAACAGCAAAGUCACCCGGUACCUGGCGGAAGUCGAGAAGCAGAACAAGUACCUCCAGGAGAGGCGCAAGUACAGGUACCACAUCAUUCCAGACGGCAACUGCCUGUACAGAGCCGUGUGCAAGGCCACGUGCGGGGACCAGGCCGGGCACAGGGAGCUGAGGGAGCAGACGGUGCACCACAUCGCCGACCACCUGGAGGAGUUCAACGCCAUCAUCGAGGGGGACGUGGGAGAGUUCCUGAUCAACGCGGCGCAGGACGGCGCCUGGGCGGGUUACCCCGAGCUCCACGCCAUGAGCCAGAUGCUGAGCGUCGACGUCCACCUGACGACGGGCGGGAGCUCGGAGAGCCCCACCGUCUCCACCAUGGUGCACUAUCUCGGGCAGGAGGACGCCUCCAAAGGGGCCGUGUGGCUGAGUUGGCUGAGCAACGGCCACUACGACGCGCUCCUGGACGAGUGUCUCCCCAACCCCGAGUACGAGGACUGGUGCAGCCGCUCGCAGAUGCAGAGGCAGCGGGACGAGGAACUGGCCAAGUCGAUGGCGGCCUCCUUGUCCAGAAUGUACAUUGAGCAAAAUGGGUCUGCGUGAAAUGAAUGAAUUAAAGGACGCGGACUCGCCCGGUAGAGUGCAGAGGCUCUCGUUCUGCUCAGUGUCUACAUGAUUUAAAACGUAUUAUUUUUUAUAAGAUUUAUAGCUUCAGAGACAGUGCAGUGCACAUACUUUGUUUUUUGUACAUGCCACCGGUGCCAAAUUAGUGGCAGUGGUUUCUGGAAGUGUUGGAAGGUGUGAGAGAGAGUUUUUGGCGGUUAUGUUGACAUGAUUGGAUUGACGUCUUGCUGAUAAGUUGCUGUAAUGAGGAAGUGCUUUGGAGUAUUUAUUUGCCUUUUUAUUGGCAAACCUGUGUGUUUUUUUUUAUGUUAGCGCUUCAUGGAACAUUGCCAAUUACAGAAAUGAACUUUGAUCUGUUAUUUGUCAAACAGCUGCUGUUAAAUAUCUGUAACGCUGCUCUCUUUUGCACAAAAGUCCCAUCAGACAAAUCCAGAGAGUUUGAUUUGCAUCUGUGAGAACAACUCAAUGCUUCUUUUUCUGUUAUUCCAGUUCUCUUCAGUCUUUUGACAAGAUAUUUCUAAAUAAAAUAAUGAAGAAACUU